AUGCCGCCCCCCGCUGCUGCCCAGUGCCGCCCGCCCGCUGCUGCCCAGUGCCCCCCGCUGCCCUGCCCAGUGCCACCCGCCCGCUGCUUGCCAGCUGCCCAGGCCGCCGCCUGCUGCUACCCAGUGCCGCCCUGCUACCCGCCCGCUCGCUGCUGCCCAGUGCCCCCCGCUGCUGCCCAGUGCGCCGCCGCUGCCUGCCAGUGCCGCCCGCCCGCUGCUGCCCAGUGCCCCCCGCUGCUGCCAGUGCCCCCGCUGCUGCCCAUGGGUUUUGAGCGUUCUAGAAAAAAGGGUUCCAUAACAGGUAGAGACAUGAAACUUUGGGAUCUGAACCUAGUCAGGCCAAUGUUCAAGAGUAGCAAGGUUCAUUGGAAUCGGCCCAAGGCCAGUGUAGAUACACGUUUAUGCCAAACAGUGGGUUUUGAGCGUUCUAGAAAAAAGGGUUCCAUAACAGGUAGAGACAUGAAACUUUGGGAUCUGAACCUAGUCAGGCCAAUGUUCAAGAGUAGCAAGGUUCAUUGGAAUCGGCCCAAUGCUACUGCCCAGUACCCGCUACUACCCGCCCGCUACAAAGUACUGCCCAGUGCCGCCCGCUGCUGCCAGCCCAUUGCCGCCCGCCGCUGCCCAGUGCGCCCGCUGCUGCCCAGUGCUGCCAUUCUGCCCAUGCCGCCCGCCCCUGCUGCCCAGUGCCCGCCCCUGCCAGUGCCGCCCACUGCUGCCAGUGCCCCAGCCCAUCGCUGUGCCCAGUGCCGCCCACUGCUGCCCAGUGCCGCCGCCACUGCUGCCCCGCCCACUGCUGCCCAAUGCCGCCCGCCAGCUGCUGCCCAGUUCAGUUUAGAAAAUUUUUUACUCAUUCAUCACUAA
Messenger RNA from Penaeus vannamei (Pacific white shrimp), 861 nucleotides. NCBI's taxonomy places the organism in Eukaryota, Metazoa, Arthropoda, Malacostraca, Decapoda, Penaeidae. The record is from RefSeq and is a predicted model, not a curated record.